CGGAAGUUGACACACUGUCUGAACCGUCAGUGAAUUAGGAUAUACUCUGAUUCAAGAAUGCCCAUAAUAAUCAAAGAUUACACGUGGAAACAAACAUCUGACAGUAUAACAAUACAAGUUCCACUGAGGAGCAGAAACUCCCCCAACGUUGACAUCAUUAUUGCGUCGAGAUACAUCAAAGCUUCUUACGAACAAACGUAUUUCGAAGCAAUCCUACUUGAACCUAUCGAACGAGCUGCUAGUAAAUGUACAAUCACUCCCACAGAAAUAAUUUUCGAAUUGAAGAAAACUGCAGAUGAGGAGUGGAACACUUUGGAACCAGAUAUACCGAAAGCAGAAAGACUACAGUUGAAAAAGGAACUUCUCGAGGAAUUUUACCAGGAAACCCAAAAGGAGUGCGAGGAAAAGCUGGGGAAAAACGCUGAGCUGAAACGAGUGGCGGUCAGAAAGCAAAUAGAAACGGAUACCUUAACUAGAAAUACUAUAGAAAAUAUCAGAAAGCACGAGGAAGCUACAGCUCUAGGAGACAUCGCAGAAUGGGAGAAAAGCAUUUCGAGAAACGCAAAAUUGCCACACCUGCGGAGAAAAGCAAUUAAACAGAAAUCUGAAAGGGUCGAAACUUCCGAACCCAUACAACCAAGAACCGCCAAAACUCUUCAAAUAGAAUUCACCCCACGAGAGUUUCCAACUCCCAGCAGGGAGUCGCGUCUAGAGGAGGAAAACGAGUGGUUGACGAAGCAAGCCGAAGCCCGCAGAUCAGCUGGGUUCGUUAGCGAAGACAUUAGGCCAGAAGAGAGGAACCCUCAGUUCAUCAAAGCUAAGGGGGACGAGUUUUUGAAGAACAAGAAUUAUUUGGGGGCAAUUAGCGCGUACAGCUUUGGAAUAAAAAUCAGCAAAAAUUUCGUCGACUUCUAUAUUUCCAGAGCUGAAGCACAUUUUGCAGUGGGCAACUUUCACAAAGUUCUCCAAGACUGCAGCUCUGCUAUAGACCUUCUGAAGCCUGAAUGUGCUUCAAAUUUGAAAGAGAGGGCACAGUGCAUAGGAAGAAGAGGUGAAGCAUUGUGCAAGCUUGGGAUGAAAAAACAAGGCACAGACGAGUUGAAAUUCAGCUUGAAACUAAUGAAAAAUGAUCACUUUCAGAAUGUUUUGGAAAAAGAAUCAUGUACAACUUAAACUAUUUAUUAAUUAACAUCUUAAUAUUAAACACUCAACUUGCA
This is a messenger RNA of Leptinotarsa decemlineata (Colorado potato beetle), 1217 nucleotides long. Its product is annotated as dynein axonemal assembly factor 4. Lineage: Eukaryota; Metazoa; Arthropoda; Insecta; Coleoptera; Chrysomelidae. Gene Ontology annotation, biological process: inner dynein arm assembly; cilium movement; outer dynein arm assembly. Gene Ontology annotation, molecular function: protein binding. The record is from RefSeq and is a predicted model, not a curated record.